This is a messenger RNA of Psilocybe cubensis, 1377 nucleotides long. RefSeq lists its product as uncharacterized. NCBI's taxonomy places the organism in Eukaryota, Fungi, Basidiomycota, Agaricomycetes, Agaricales, Agrocybaceae. The coding region runs from base 1 to 1377 and encodes 458 amino acids. The record is from RefSeq and is a predicted model, not a curated record. The transcript has a single exon.
AUGAUUCGUCUAGACCAUCUCUCUCCAAAGUCUGCCCAAGAUCACCACCACCACUGGGACGAUACCCACACCCAUGACUUUCUACGCAUAGACGGCUCCGACAGCAAACCCGCCGUCGUAUCCAUACAAUCCCCUGACCAAAACACACCCGCAGACUCAAAUUCGCUACUCCCCCAGCCACAGGAGAACGAGGCCCCGGAGGAGACACCGCAGAAGGAAGAGGAGGAGGAGGACGGCGACGAUGGCCAGGUGCAGAGGGAACAGCAGCCCGGGGACAGCUCCGACUUGCCCUCCACUACGACAAGACCAACGACAGGCCAUUCAGAGCAGCCACAGCCUGCGUCCGAGGACAUCUCGAACGCACAGCAGCCGCAGCAGAACGACGAAUCCUCGCGCGUCUCCACGCCCCUCAGCGAGCCGCCUCCCGACCAGGACGACGAGAACGAGAACGAGAACGACGACGACGAAGCGCCUCCGGAGACCGCCACCACCUCAUCCAGCAACGGGAUCGACCACGGACACAAACGCGCCCACGUCGACGAUCUCCAACAAUCUGAAUCAACUACACAAGGGGACGGGGAGGGCAGCAGCGGCGGCCAGGGGCAGCCCCACGAGCAGGGUGCUGGUGCCGGCGGUGCUGGCACGCUUCUCGAUUCCAUGGACAUCCCUUUGGGCGGAGACGAUAUCUCCAUGCCUAUGGACAUGCCGGCUCCUUUGGACCACGUUGAGCACGCCAUGAACGGCAUAGAUAUGGAUUUUACUGACCUAGGAAUGAGCAUGACCGGUGGUCUGCUCGAUAACCACAGUGUUGGCAUUGGCGGUAGCGGGAACGGGGGAAGCGGACAUGGUGGGACAACUGAGUCUGGAGGCAGCAGCAGCAGUAAUCACAGCGGCAGCGGCAGCAUCCACUUCGGCGGCGGCGACCAUAGCACCAGCAACGGUUCAGCCAGCCACACAGCGACAGGUUCCACUCCAAUACCACAUGCAUCGUCGUCGAGUUCGUUGUUGCCGUCACAUUCCCAUCCACAUCCCACUGCUAACCCUACUCCGACUGCAGGACCCAGUCCGGCCUCACAGCCGAAUUUGGACUCAAAUCAUUCCCAACACCUCCAGCACCAGCCGCUACAUCCACCCACGCCUUCUUCGAACCUGGCUUCCUCAUCCUCUUCAACCAACGUCAAUGAUUCUCUUUCCUCUUCCUCCUUUGCAUCCUCAAGUAUCAACCCCGCCUCUGCAAAUGCCAUGAACCCACCUUCAUCCACGACACAACACUCUACAACACCGACUGGCAGCAGCAAUGCCACCAACACGAAUCAAAGCUCGGAAGAUCCUAGAGCGGCACUGAUAUUAGACCUGAAUGUUGAACUGUUCAAGUAA